Messenger RNA from Phialemonium atrogriseum, 459 nucleotides. Its product is annotated as mitochondrial intermembrane space cysteine motif-containing protein MIX17. NCBI's taxonomy places the organism in Eukaryota, Fungi, Ascomycota, Sordariomycetes, Cephalothecales, Cephalothecaceae. The record is from RefSeq and is a predicted model, not a curated record. Gene Ontology annotation, biological process: mitochondrion organization. The transcript has 3 exons. Bases 1 to 459 code for a protein of 152 amino acids. Gene Ontology annotation, cellular component: nucleus; mitochondrion.
AUGGCUCGCCAGAGAUCAGCCGGCAGGGCUCCUCCUCGCCGCCCCAGCGUUCCCGCCCGCUCGACCCCAGCGCCCACACAGCAGCAGCAGACCCGGCCGGCCACCACCUACGCCCCGACGCAGCAACCCGCCGCGGCGCAAGCACCGGCGUCCCAGGGCCCGGGGCUCAUGGGCCAGAUGGCCAGCACCGCAGCCGGUGUCGCAAUCGGCUCCUCGAUCGGCCACGCCAUCGGCGGCUUCUUCGGCGGCGGCUCCAGCUCCGCGGCAGCCGAGCCGGCGCAGCAGGACAGCGUCUCGGCGCAGAGCCAGCAGCAGAGCUGGGGGGGCGCCACCAACAACUGCGCGGGCGUCACCCAGCAGUUCACAAAGUGCUUGGACGAGCAUGGCGGCAACAUGCAGAUCUGCAACUGGUACCUGGACCAGCUGAAAGCUUGCCAGGCUGCUGCUAGCCCGUACUAA